Molecule: messenger RNA, 1841 nt
Organism: Hemiscyllium ocellatum (epaulette shark)
Lineage: Eukaryota; Metazoa; Chordata; Chondrichthyes; Orectolobiformes; Hemiscylliidae
Product: cold-inducible RNA-binding protein B-like
Exons: 1
Coding region: 119-616 (165 amino acids)
Biological process (GO): positive regulation of mRNA splicing, via spliceosome
Cellular component (GO): spliceosomal complex
Molecular function (GO): RNA binding
Source: RefSeq, a predicted model, not a curated record
CGGUGCCUGCGCAUUUCUGCUGCAGCCACAAAGGAGACUAGUUGGGCGAUUGAUAGUCUGCUUUCGUUUUCUUCCCCCGUUGGCAGUAGUGUGCUGGGUUGUUUAAAAACCCGCCAAAAUGACCGAGGACGGAAAGCUGUUCAUUGGCGGCCUAAGUUUCGACACGGAUGAGCAGGCUCUGGAGGCUGUCUUCUCCAAGUAUGGGGAGGUGAUCGACGCUCGAGUCAUCAAAGACAAGACCACCAUGGCGUCCCGAGGCUUCGGCUUCGUUACCUUCGAGAACCCGGACGACGCCAGGGACGCGCUCAAAGCCCUCAACGGCCAUUCACUCGACGGCCGCCAGAUCCGGGUGGAUCACGCUGAGAAGAAGUCGGGUGACGGCGGCUACGGAGGAGGCCGCGGGGCGGGCGGCGGUUACCGCCGCGGUGGCGGCUACGGCGGUUAUGGCGGCGGCGGCGGAGGCGGCUACGGUGGAUACGGCGGUGGAGGAGGAGGCUACGGCUAUGGUAGCGGGAGCUACGCUGGAGGCUCCGGCUACAGGCAGUACAACAGCAGGGGAGGCGGAGGCGGCUCCCGUGGCGGCAGCAGCUACGAUCGAUACGGCUCCAACAGAUAGGAAGGAGCUCGGGGCAGCCAAACACUUUCCAGGCCGGCAUGAUCAAUCAGAGGCCGCUUGCCGUUUCUGAAGGGACUUUUUUUUUUGGGACGAACGCUGUCUAAUCUCUUGAAUUCAAUCUCUCUUCUUCGGGACGCGCUCUAACUUCCCCCUACCCCGCCCACUCGCAUAUUCUGUGUCGCAGUUUAAAAAAAAGGUUUUUCAGUCCAGCUGGGGGUUGUGUUCCGAAACCUCAUUCCUAUUUUUGUUCCGAGUCCCUUUGUUUUCCCCCGUCCACAAGGACUAUCCAUGUAGCACAUCUGUUACUUUUGCAGCUUAAAAAUGAUUUUUUUUUUACGAAACAGGGUAAGUUGCUACUCUGUACAUCACUGCAGCUUUACCUCCGGUUUAGUAUUUUCUCGCUAACGUCUUGGAGAGACUUUGUAUUUUGCUGCUCGGUGGUACUGCCCCCACAUUCCAUUUUGUUCAUUUUAGGUUCAGGUGCCUUUGGUUUUAAAAUGGCGCGUUCACCUUGUGCAGACUCUCGCAAUGUGCUCCAGCACCCCACCCACUACUUUUUUUCUUUUUUUCCCCCCCGUAGCUGGCCUCAGUAAGAUGUCGGGCCGCCAGGGUGCAUGAGCGAGUCGCUCACUGCAUUUUACGUCUAACCUUGGCCCGAUCUUGGAACUGGGAUCGUUUUUUUUGUUUUAAGCUGCCAGUUUCAGUUUGAAGUGGGGAACGCACAUCUGGUCGAGUUUGUUUUUGAAACAGUAAAUUGCGAAAUCAGUACCAAUUUGAAAUUCCUGUCCGUGUAAAAUGUUUAAUACACCAUGCUUUAACCCACCGCAAAAGGUUAACAAUCCGCAUUGAUUCGGGGCGGGGACACUAAUAGCACGGACUCAGUUGUAUUCUUGCCCGACCACUAUGGGUGGAAUUUUACAACCUGAACUGCUUUCUAUAAUAACCUUGAUUGGUGCCAGUUUAGUUUAGGACACCACUGGUGGUUUGGCCUCCACUUAAUUAUCUAGUUAGAAAUCCGCCUACAGUGAGGUAUUAUGCCAACCUCUUCAAAACUACACAACCUCUUUUCUUUGAUCCGAUAUUGAGUUUUUUAAAUCGAAUAUUGGUAGAAAGUUGAAAGCUGUUUCUAUUGAAUCUUCAUGAGUUAGCAUGGACUGUUUUUGUACAAAAAAAACUUGCCGCUUUGGAGACAUGUCAAAUGGAAAAUAAAAUGUUGAAAUAUUCA